AUGGAGUUAAUUAGAAGAAGAAAUGCACCUCAUCAAAAUGAGAUUCCUCCCCUCGAACUACUUGACGAGGAAGAUGAUAAGAAAAGUAAGAGGAAGAUUGUAACGAAGCAGAAAUGGUCAUGUAUCGAUAGUUGUUGUUGGUUCGUAGGAUAUAUUUGUACUGUAUGGUGGAUUUUAUUGUUUUUGUACAAUGCUAUGCCAGCUUCGUUUCCACAGUACGUAACAGAGGCAAUUAAUGGGCCAGUAGCUGAUCCUCCUGGCGUAAAGCUACGAAAUGAAGGGCUAAAGGCUAAACAUCCAGUAGUUUUUGUACCUGGGAUUGUUACUUGUGGCCUUGAGCUAUGGGAGGGACAUCAGUGUGCUGAAGGAUUGUUUCGGAAGCGGUUAUGGGGUGGCACUUUUGGCGAAGUGUAUAAAAGACCGUUUUGUUGGGCGGAACACAUGUCAUUGGACAAUGAAUCUGGGUUGGAUCCUCCUGGAAUUCGGGUUAGGCCAGUUGCUGGACUUGUUGCUGCAGAUUACUUUGCGCCAGGAUAUUUUGUAUGGGCAGUUUUGAUUGCUAAUUUGGCGCGAAUAGGAUAUGAGGAGAAAACGAUGUAUAUGGCUGCAUAUGACUGGAGACUUUCCAUUCAGAAUACUGAGGUGCGUGACCAGACGCUAAGCCAGAUAAAAAGCAAUAUAGAACUGAUGGUUGCAACUAAUGGAGGCAAUAAGGCAGUAAUUGUUCCACAUUCUAUGGGAGCUAUUUACUUUUUGUAUUUCAUGAAGUGGGUAGAGGCACCAGCUCCAAUGGGUGGUGGUGGUGGUCCUGAUUGGUGUGCCAAACAUAUUAAAGCAGUGAUGAAUAUUGGUGCGCCGUUUCUAGGUGUUCCAAAAGCAUUAGCUGCACUUUUCUCAGCUGAAGCUCGAGAUGUCGCCAUUGCAAGGAGUAAAGCAUCAGUUGUUAUGGACAAAGAUUUAUUUCGUAUUCAAACACUACCACAUUUAAUGAAGAUGCUUCGGACUUGGGAUUCAACCAUGUCUAUGUUACCAAAAGGAGGAGAGACGAUUUGGGGUGGUCUCGACUGGUCUCCAGAAGAAGGCUAUUCUCCUCGCAAAAGAAAACUAAGGGACAAGAUUAGUCAGAUGUCAAGCCAUCAGGACAAUCAAACUAUAGAAUCUAAAGGAAAACAUGUUAAUUAUGGAAGGAUGAUAUCAUUUGGAAAGGAUGCAGCACAGAAACCUUCAUCAGAUAUUACUAGGAUUGACUUCAGAGGUGCAGUGAAGGGCACAAAUAAAGCAAAUAACACAUGUGAUGUGUGGACAGAGUAUUAUGACAUGGGCGUUGCUGGUAUAAAAGCUGUGGAAGAAUACAAGGUUUAUACAGCUGGAGAUAUCUUGGAUUUACUUCACUUUGUUGCCCCAAAGAUGAUGGCUCGUGGAGGCGCUCAUUUUUCAUAUGGGAUAGCUGAAGAUUUGGAUGAUCCAAUGUAUUCACACUACAAAUACUGGUCAAAUCCAUUGGAAACAAAGUUACCAAAUGCUCCUGAAAUGGAGCUUUAUUCAAUGUAUGGAGUUGGCAUUCCAACUGAAAGAGCAUAUGUUUAUGGGCAGACACCAAUAGCACAAUGUCAUAUUCCAUUCCAGAUUGAAACUUCAGCUGAUGAAGGGAAUGAGUGUUGUUUGAAGAAUGGUGUUCUCACUGUUGAUGGCGAUGAGACGGUGCCUAUUUUAAGUGCAGGCUUCAUGUGUGCAAAAGGAUGGCGUGGAAAAACUAGAUUUAAUCCUUCAGGAAUCAAAACUUAUACAAGGGAGUAUGAUCAUGCUCCUCCCGCGAACCUUCUUGAGGGCCGUGGUACACAGAGUGGAGCUCAUGUUGAUAUUAUGGGAAAUUUCGCUUUGAUUGAAGAUAUUAUGAGAGUUGCAGCUGGUGCAACGGGUAAAGACUUGGGAGGUGAUCAAGUUCACUCGGACAUCUUCAAGUGGUCUGAGAAGAUUGAUUUACAUCUUUAGGGGAACACUGGGUGCACUGCUUUCUCUUAUAUGAUGAAGUACUUGACUCAACGGUUAGAAUAUCACUUUCAUAUUUACAUCAUGGUGAUGGUGAUCAUCUUUACGUCUUUAACUUUCAUCAUGUCAAGAUGUCUGCUUCAUGUAUAAUCACGAAGUUAUAUGCUGAUAUGAGUUCAUCUGGAAGCCACACAAACCCUUCCUGUCAAAUGUGAGAUACUAAAUUAUGGACAACAACAUACCCUGUAUAAUUCCACUCGUGGGAGAUACUAAAUUAUGGAAUCAUGUCAAAAUCAUGGAUUUUGUGGAUCUACCACUGACGUUUGGAGAGCCUAUCAACACUUUGUUUUAUCUGACUAAGUAGACGAUUAAAUAGAUCCUAGAUAGAAUGCAGGAUGCUUUGUGCAUCUCGCGGUGUAAUAUGUCAAAGUUGGAGCUAGUUACCCAAAUCAGGAACAAUUAGGAAUAGAAUUGAUAUUGUACCAACAUAGUUUUCUCAAAGAUUUUGUAUUUCAAAUGUGUUGUUAUACAGACUUGUGGAAUAGCUACUCAAUGAAUGAACAACUUUUGCUCCGUA
Messenger RNA from Solanum stenotomum, 2566 nucleotides. RefSeq names its product phospholipid:diacylglycerol acyltransferase 1-like. The coding region runs from base 1 to 1992 and encodes 663 amino acids. Gene Ontology annotation, biological process: lipid metabolic process. The transcript is spliced from 6 exons. The record is from RefSeq and is a predicted model, not a curated record. NCBI's taxonomy places the organism in Eukaryota, Viridiplantae, Streptophyta, Magnoliopsida, Solanales, Solanaceae. Gene Ontology annotation, cellular component: cytoplasm.